Messenger RNA from Drosophila takahashii, 1008 nucleotides. The record is from RefSeq and is a predicted model, not a curated record. Lineage: Eukaryota; Metazoa; Arthropoda; Insecta; Diptera; Drosophilidae.
AUGCCGUUGGUUGACUAUAUGAAGUACUUAGACCGGACCUGUAAGAUAGGACUGGCACCGUGCUUUCAAUGGAUCGGAGGACCAAAAGACAGGCCCCAGCAGACGACGAUCAGUAAAAAUCUCUUCUCACUUGCGGUCAUUUCAUUGGUCUACCAGUUGUUUGGUAUAGUUACUUAUGGGUUCCUGUUGGUUCAGACGGAAAAGGACACGGUUAGGUUCGUAACAGGACUUUCUGAAGUGUGCGGUUCUCUUAUGUUAAUCUGUGUGGCGUGCUCCAAUGUUUGGGGACUCACGAAGAACCGUCCCUAUAUUGAGGAGGUGUUUGCUGAACUUCAGGUGAUGUAUCCCAAACCAAAGGAUAAAUACUAUCGCUCCCAGCACUAUCGAGAUGUGGCUCUCUUCACCAUGAAGUGUCAGUACAUACUGUACAUCAUCUUUUAUAUGUACUACAAUGGUGCGCCACUUUUACUGCUUCUGUGGGAGUAUCUGAUGGAUAGGCAGAACAUGAGCUACAGGAUGCAAACCAACAUGUGGUUCCCUUGGAAGGUCCACGGCUCACCAAUUGGAUUCGGUGUAGCUAUUCUUUCUCAGGCCCUUGCCUCAGUUAUAGGCGUUGGCUUUUCUCUGAAAUCGUUGAACAUAAUCUGCAUAUUUACGUUCCAACUGAAACUUCACUGUGACGCCUUGGCAAGCAAGCUAGUGAGUCUGGACGCUCGACAUCCUGAAUCGUUUCGGAAAUUAAAGAAUUUGAUCGUCUAUCACUGUCGUAUUCUCGCGAUUGCGGAGCGAGUCAAUGAAAUUUUGAACUCCUACUUCCUGAACAGUCUCAUUUUUUCCACAAUUGCCAUUUGCAUGACAAGUGUUGCCAUCCUGCUACUUGACUUUGUGUCAGCUUUUAAGUACAUUAGUGGUCUGAUUGCAUUCGUCCUCUAUCACUUCGUCAUAUGCUACAUGGGAUCCGCGGUCACUUCAGCGGUAAGUAAGCCUGUCUCUAUGGUACUAUUCUAA